AUGAAUCGUUAUACACUUAUCAAACAGUUGGGAGAUGGAACGUAUGGUUCAGUGUUACUCGCUACUUCUAUGGAAACGAAGGAAAAAGUUGCGAUUAAAAAAAUGAAAAGAAAGUUUUUCUCUUGGAAUGAAUGUCUUAAUCUUCGUGAAGUGAAGUCCCUAAAGCGGUUGAAUCAUCCAAAUAUUGUGAAACUCCGGGAAGUUAUACGUGAGAAUGAUGAAUUAUAUUUUGUUUUCGAGUAUAUGAAGGAGAAUAUGUAUGAAAUGAUUAAGAGAAGGACAAAACUAUUUCAGGAAGAGACUAUUCGUAAUAUAAUUUGGCAAGUGCUAGAUGGGCUUCAUUACAUGCAUAAGCAAGGUUUUUUUCACCGUGAUAUGAAACCCGAAAAUUUGUUAUGCAAUGGGCCAGACACAGUAAAACUGGCAGACUUUGGACUCGCUCGUGAAAUUCGUUCUCAACCUCCGUACACUGAUUAUGUAUCUACUAGAUGGUAUCGAGCUCCUGAGGUGCUUCUUAGGUCGACCAGUUACAAUUCACCGGUUGAUUUAUUUGCUGUUGGUUGUAUAAUGGCGGAGCUGUAUACAUUCCGACCUCUUUUCCCUGGCAGUUCCGAAAUUGACAUGGUUUUCAAAAUCUGUUCCGUUUUGGGUACACCUUCUAAGACCGAUUGGCCCGAAGGAUAUCAGCUGGCUGCCGCUAUGAAUUUCAAAUUUCCACAGUGCUCUUCAGUACCUUUGCAGACUCUAAUUCCUAAUGCCAAUCAUGAAGGUAUUCGACUAAUUUUAGAUCUAAUAUCGUGGAACCCGAAGCACCGACCAACGGCUCGUGAAGCUCUAAAACGGCCUUACUUUAAACCUAUACAAGCUUUCAAAAGUAUCAUCUCUUCAGUCGCUGAUGGUGAUAAAUUGCAGAAUACCACUCGAGAUUUGGACAGAAAAUCUACAGAUCAUAACAAAAAACACAAAUCAGUUUCACAUAACUCAAUUGUAGACAUAAACAAGUCUGGAGUAGAAGAAACCAAGCCAAUCCACUUGACUAGCACUGAUGUACUCAGUCGCCAAGCAGAAACCGAGACGCGUAACAAUUUUUGUACCAGUCGUAAUAAUUGUCUAGAGGGAAGAGAAGUGGAAAAUAACGCUUCUAGAAGCGAUGUCGAUUUGUCGGAGUUCUUAGUGGAGGAUACUAGAGGUAAGAAAGGGGCUCCAACAGACCCUGUUCUGAAGCUAGAAGAUCCUUUACCAAGUCUACUUCCAUCAUUAGCCGAAAAGGUUGAGAAUAUUGGUUUACAUAAUGGUAAUGUUGAAAAUAAAAUUGAAGCAUUUUGUGACUUCAUUUUAAACAAUUCAACUGAUAGGCAAGACCUAGAUACCAGUUUUACCAUUGAAUCAAAUAAUAUCCGUACUGAUUUAUUUCAAAAUCCCAAAACGGAACCAUUACUACUGAAAACUAAAAAGUCAGCGCGUCGACGUUGGCCAGUUCUAGAAACUGAUGAUUUAUUGGAAAAGCCUGUUUGUGAUCAUGUAGAUUUAAAACCGCCAUCGAAGAAAAUGAUUGCACCAACUGAUGAGCGAAACCACAAUCAUACACAUACUUUGCUUAACCAAAAGGAGAUAUCACCAUUAAACAAGAUUCCAAUAUCCACAGCUAAGCUUAUUAGACAAUAUCAAUCUCUUCCACCAGUUCUAAGUGACUGUAAUCUGUCAAGACAAGCGAAACAACGAUAUGGUUCCCGGUUUCCCACUCGUACGCGGAAUACUAGCAGCACACGGAAAAGAGACUCUAUAGACAUUGAUGAUCUUUUGGAUUCUAUUACAAUUACAAAGACAUUUGCUCCAACUAAUCCCUUUGUACCAUCAAAUACCAACCCUGGAGGCAUAACAUCGGCGGCAUCUUUUUAUAAGUCCAAGGCACGUUAUUUUCCAGGACAUACUAAUAAGCCUAAACAGUCGACAAACCCACUAGUCACAGACACCUCAUUACUGCAUCAAACUGACAGUCACAAAGAAAACUGUCCCUCAAUGCAACCGUUUUUAGAAAACCCACUAUAUUCUUAUGUAAAUAAUACACGUGAAAAGAAGUUUGUUAGUUCUGGAAUCGAUAACACUGGGGCUCAAGAAGUUGGUCACUUUCGCAGUUAUGUGAACGUGUCGGGAGCAGGAUUUUCAUCGGGAAAUAGAACCGACCAUUCAAAGACGUCAGCAAGAGGAGCUGCUCCUGCGUUUCAUUCAAAUCCAAGUUCCAGGACUGACUGGGCAGCUAAGUACCUGAAGUCAUGA
Messenger RNA from Trichobilharzia regenti, 2277 nucleotides. The record is from the annotation of a GenBank genome assembly. Lineage: Eukaryota; Metazoa; Platyhelminthes; Trematoda; Strigeidida; Schistosomatidae.